This is a messenger RNA of Austrofundulus limnaeus, 8145 nucleotides long. RefSeq names its product Rho related BTB domain containing 4 (gene rhobtb4). Gene Ontology annotation, molecular function: protein binding; GTPase activity; GTP binding. Gene Ontology annotation, biological process: small GTPase-mediated signal transduction. The record is from RefSeq and is a predicted model, not a curated record. Bases 298 to 2463 code for a protein of 721 amino acids. The transcript is spliced from 12 exons. NCBI's taxonomy places the organism in Eukaryota, Metazoa, Chordata, Actinopteri, Cyprinodontiformes, Rivulidae.
GAGGAGGAGGAGGAUGUUUCGGGGCAGGGGUCCUGUCUGCAGCUCGUUGUGCUCCGUGACAAAAGGAGAACCGGUCACCUCCUCGUUCCCCCCGCGCCCCUGUCCGGUCUGACUGAAUCGGCCGAACCAGCAGCAGUCUGGCAUGUGGGUCAAUUCCGGAACCGUCGGAAGCUUUGAGAUAACAAUGUGCAGUACUCACAAAACCACAUGGAAGAGUGAACCUGCAUUAUGUGGCUGGCUUGACUGUUUUGACCCCUCUAACAGGCUGCAGUGGAAGAAACACAAAGGGCCCUCUCCAUGGAUAUAGACACAGACUAUGAGCGGCCCAAUGUGGAAACCAUUAAAUGUGUGGUGGUGGGGGAUAAUGCUGUAGGUAAGACCAGGCUAAUCUGUGCCCGGGCCUGCAAUGCCACACUCACUCAGUAUCAGCUGCUUGCCACCCACGUGCCAACCGUCUGGGCCAUCGACCAGUACCGUGUAUGCCAGGAGGUGUUGGAGAGAUCCCGUGAUGUAGUAGAUGAGGUCAGUGUGUCCCUGAGGCUAUGGGACACAUUCGGGGAUCAUCACAAGGACAGGCGAUUUGCCUAUGGCAGGUCUGAUGUUGUAGUCCUGUGCUUUUCUCUGGCUAAUCCCAAUUCCCUGCGCCAUGUUCGCACCAUGUGGUUUCCGGAGAUCAAGCACUUCUGUCCUCGAACACCCAUCAUCCUGGUUGGCUGCCAGCUGGAUCUGCGCUACGCUGACCUGGAUGCAGUUAACCGUGCACGUCGACCGUUAGCAAAGCCCAUCAAACCGACUGAUAUUCUUCCUCCAGAGAGAGGUCACGAGGUGGCAAAAGAACUUGGUAUUCCCUACUAUGAAACCAGUAUCGUUGCCCAGUUUGGAGUCAAAGACGUUUUUGACAACGCAAUCCGUGCAGCCCUCAUCUCUAGACGACAUCUGCAGUUCUGGAAGUCGCACCUUAAAAAGGUCCAGAGACCCCUUCUCCAGGCGCCCUUCCUGCCUCCCCGCCCACCGCGCCCCAUCGUGGGCAUCCCAGACCCACCUCUCACAGACGGUGAAGGUCCUGACUCACUUUUCUGUCACCGUCUUUGUGCAGAUGUUCUUUUUCUUCUGCAAGGUGGCUCCUCCCGGGUUUUUGCACACAAGGUCUAUCUGGCUACGUCGUGCUCCAAGUUCUAUGACCUUUUCACCCUUGAUCUAGGUGGGUUGUGUACAGGGCAGCGAGGAGUGGAACAGGACAGGAAGGAACAUGUGGAAAGUGGGGAAGAGGAUGAGCAGAGCAGGAGAGGAGCAAAAGAGCAAGCUGGGCGCACUAAGAGCUUGGAUAUUGAUAAGGACGGGGUAGAUGGAGGCGUGAGGGGCUUGAAUCGACCCCAGCUGCUCCAGCAGGGGUCUUUGAGGACUUCCCAAAGUGACAAUGCGCUUCCUUCUCGAGCUCAGUACUCAUUGGGAGCACUAGGGACGGGUCGAGCACUGUCUGGAUGGGGAAGGGGAUUCCUAAGUGUGUGUCUGGAGCAUGUGGAUGAUCCCAUGACUGGACGACCUCGACUCAUGACAGUAGUAGCCAUGGAUCCACUUAUACAAGAGGAACCAUUUAAGGCGGUGCUUCAGUACUUGUACACAGGCAGUCUGGAUGAGAGUCGAAGUGAUCUGAUGCAGGUGGCCACCAUCGCUGAGCUGCUUGAGGUGUUUGACCUACGGAUGAUGGUGGCAAAUGUUCUAAACAGGGAGAGCUUCAUGAACCAGGAGAUCACCAAGGCCUUCCAUGUCCGCAGAGCCAACCGCAUCAAAGAGAGCCUCAAUAAAGGGACUUUUGCUGAUGUGGUGUUCCGCCUGGAUGACGGCAGCCUCCCGGCCCACAAGCCCCUGCUCAUUUCAAGCUGUGACUGGAUGGCCGCCAUGUUCCGUGGCUCUUUCCUGGAAAGUUACGUUGAUGAGGUAUCUAUUCCCAGCACCAGCACAGCCUGUAUGCGCGGGGUGCUUGAGUUCUUGUACUGUGGUCUCCUGACGCCUUGUCCUGGUUUGGAGCCCAUGGAGCUAAUUAUCCUGGCCAACCGACUCUGUUUGCCACGCCUUGUCGCCCUCACUGAGCAGCAUGCUGUGGAUGAGCUUCUUCAGCAGGCGGUGAAAGGAGUUGAUAUUGAUGGACAGGUGUUGGCUUAUCUUGAGCUUGCACAGUUCCACAAUGCCAAACAGCUGUCCGCUUGGUGUCUCCAUCACAUCUGCACUAAUUAUAAUAGCAUCUGCCGCAAGUUUCCCAAAGAUAUGAAGGCCAUGUCUCCGGAAAACCAGAAGCACUUUGAAAAGCAUCGCUGGCCUCCUGUGUGGUUUUUGAAGGAGGAAGACCGCUAUCUGCGCUCCCAAAAAGAGCGAGAGCGCGAGGAAGAGAUCUUGCGUAAACAGCACACUAAAAGGGGCUGGUGCUUCUGGAGGCACCCAUCCUCCUCUCCACACGUCUCCUAAAGACAUUCCAUUAAUGACUCUUCAUCCAGACGUGGAUGAUCCCUUCUAGGGAAGUAACCACCAUGCCCCCCGCCACCUCGUUAAAGUGUAUGGAGGAACUUCCUGUCUGUGGAUAAAACAAGAAAACAAUUCUCUGUGCUAAUAAUUUGGAAUGUCUGCAUGUUUGGGGGAGUGUAUGUGCCUCUUUCGAAGUGUGGUUGACCAUGUGGAUAUAUUUGGGUGUGUUGUGGGACAAAUAUGAGCUAAGCUGAAAGGGGCAUGUGCAUGACUGUGCGUGUGUGGAGUAUUGUUACUUAGUGAUGCUUCCAGGUUGAGUGCUUCACAGACGCCCUGAUCUAUAAAGGCCUGAGGCCGUGCAUUGCACCUCCCCUCCCUUCCACUCCUUCCUCCUCACAAUGUUUCGUCCUACCACCAGCACUCAGAACGUUUUGCCCUCUGAGUGAUUGGACUGGAUGCAAGGGCUCUUAUUCUCUCUCAUUCUCUCAAUCUUCAACCUUCACAUUGCCCUUAAUGACUAUUACACACCAACCACUGCAGCUCCCUUUGGGGGUGGGCGUUUACCUCUGCCUUUACUUCUACACAGACUGUUAGCUUAAGCUCACAAAACCAUGUGCAUAUUCUAACCUUGUAAAACCAGCUUUGGGUUUCCAGGAACUAACACUGACAACAAUUUUUAAAGUAUUUCUGUAGUGUUUGAUCUACUUUUGCACCUUUUGGGGAUGUUUGUAUCAGGAGAAAUGGUGCACACUUCCUCUGAGAAGUGAGCUGUCGCUUUUACUACCGGUCCUACAUACUUAGGAAGUUAAUAUGCUCUUAUCAGGAGGUUUGAUCUCAGAAAUUAGCUCAAGUAUAGUUCUGCUGUUGCUCAUCACCUAGCCCUGCAUCUUCUAAUCCCGUUUUCUGUGCACCACACUAGUGAAAAAGCAGAAUGCAGGCUCUGUUUUUGUGAUGCUUUUAGAGACACAGCCACUCUUUAGCACUGAUGGCCAUUAAAAGGGCUCGCCUUACUUGAUACCUCUGCCACAGGAGAAAUGGAUACAUUAUUAAAUGUUCUUAGCCACCAGGAUGCACUAAAGCACCCAUGCGGACACCACCAGGGGCCACACUGCUCAGGACCCUGACACUAACCUAACAGUGGUUUUUAUGCUUGUCUUUUCAUUGAUGGAGGUCAUCACUAAAACCCAAUCCUGGCUAAGUACUAAAAAACUGGCGAAAGCUCAUGCAACAUGUUUUAACAGAUUUAAAACCUAUACUUCAAUCAUCUGAAAAGCAAAGCUAAAGUUCUUGCUUUUUUUAAUAGUUGUUUUGAAUUGGAUAACUAAAUGUAGAGGGGACAACAGUGACAAUUCGGAGAAGAAGGUUGUUUAAGAUAUUUGGAUCACAUAUUUUGGGGUUGACACUAUCAAUUUUUAGUGUCAGGAAAAAAAAGUGUCACAUCAAUACGUUGCCUUCUGUUCCUGUUGCUGGACUAGAAAAAGGUGCUUAAACACUAACACAAUGUCCACAUGAACACAGACUUCAGUUAUGUCUCAUUGUUUAACAUUUAUUUGUGAAGAAGAUUUAGAAAUUUCACCAUAGCAUUCAAAUUUGACACUUUUUACCAUUUUUAAAUCUCAGUUUCUCCUUCGUUGUUUACUGACCGCUUCUACAAGUCAUUUUAGAUUGUGGAUGAGUUCUGUUUUUGCAAACAGUGCUUAAAAUCCUGUGUUAUUUCUUUAUUUUAUGCUGAAAAACAAAGCAACAUCUGGUUUGGCUACCUUGUUACUCGUGAUCUUCAUGGAUUUCAAGCAGUGAUGGUUGUUUCAAGCAGUUUGAGCAAAUUAUAUUUUCUUAAGGGUGCUAAUUUCUUUGGAUUUUUGUACUGAAUGUGGGGAAAAAUUGAGUUGUGAUUGUGAGUUUCCAUUAGCACAUUUUAUAUUGUGGGUUUGUACCCUUCAGCUUUACCCAGACAACCGUAGGACAUAGAUAGAUAGUGUGAGACAUGUGGUGCAUUCUGGCGUUUUCCACAGGAGGUGUGUAAAGUAAUUUUCAGCUACCAGAAUAGAAGUCAUAUAGGAUCUCACGUGGCCCAAGUGAGAAUUGAGAUGAUUUAUUUCCAGGAAGAGUAAAUGUGGAGAAACAAAGUGCAAAUCUUAGUAAACAUUUGUUGCAUCUGAUAUAAAGUAGAAUAAUUUCAUAGGCAAUUGAAGUCAUCCCAGUGUAGUGCUUUGGGAAGUUACAACUGAAACCUGAAGAAGAGAGAAAUAAAUGUAUAAAACAUUUUUUUAGAUUGACUUGUAUGGUCUCUUUUUGAUCCAUUUGGCCUCAUUUCUUGGUCCAUGUGCCUUAUAGUUGGACAAAAUUAAAUUAGAAAUUUAGCAACAAAUUUGUUGAAACUUGCAAAUAGGCCCUUCAGUCGUAGAUAUGAUGAAGCAGUCAAUAAACAAUCAAAUGUAAUAUGCGCUCUCAGUAAUUAUCUUUCUUAAUUUAAGAAAGGGAGUUUUUUAAGCCAACUUGAGCCAUGCCUUCACAUAUUUUUGGGCUUGUGGUUUUAUGCAGACGGUUGAGUUGUUCAAUACUUUAAGCUGUGUAAUAGAAUAGGUUGGUUCAAUCACAUGGCCUUAGAUUAGGAUGUUGUUGUUUUUUCUAGAUUAGGACAUGUUUCUUUACUGAGCAAGUGAUCAAAAAGUAGCUGUUAAAAAUGAUCAGUUGACUCUUGCAGUUUAUCUUCAACACCACUGACUGUGAGAAACAUGUUUUUAUAUAUAAAUAUACAAAAAGCACUGGCUGGCCUGUGUGCUGGGAGGUUGCAACCACUUGUAGAAUGUGGUUUAUUUGCAUGGUGCCCUUACUGUCAGAGUGACGUUAUAGUGUUGGAAUGCACUUUUUAUUGUUUUUUUUUUUUUUUUGUCUAUAGCUUUCUGGUUUGCAUAUGUUUAUACUUAGGUAAAAUCACUUUUAGUCCUGAUGACUGUAGCAUGAGAUUUUCACCUAGCAUUGAAAUUUCUCUGAUGUCGCUCCCUGAGGAGAUUAAUACUAAGACUCAUUGGCUUAUUUAGGGUCUCGUUGGCAAUGAACCGCCUGAAUGGCUUUACAAACAUGUCUGUCUUAUGAAAUUUUCAGUACAACUUAAAAAGUAGCAUUAGAAAAAAAAACAUAACUUGAAUAAACAUGCUGGGACAUCAAUGGACUUAUAGCUUGAAAAAAAUUAUGGUAGAUCUGUUGCCAUUCAAUGCCACAGCCGUCCCAUGUAUGCUGCAACUGUAGUUAAUCUUAUAAUUUAUACUUGUGAUUAAAAAAAGGUUUGGAGUAUAAAAAUGGAUUGUAGAUUUAAUAUCUUUAAUAAUGAAGUCCUAAGUGGUUUAAAGCAUGUAUGGAUUAAAUUGCAUGAAAUGACAGUGAAUCUGUGAAUGGCAUGGGCAGUUUCUGGGAUGAGGCAAAUGCUACUUUGUGUAACAGUCAAAUGUUUAGUACAAGUUUUUUAAAGUGGGCUUAUGUGGAGUGGUUAUGAGCAAAUAAUAUCAUACCUGUUGUAAUUUACGGUUUGAACAAUAUAAUUUUAGAGAAACAGAGUGUAAUUCUGGCUAGCUUGCGAUAAAGGCCAAUUCAAGCAGGACUGGGACCAAAAUGGAUUGUUUGCUGGCGUAAAACAACUCCAGUUACAAAGAAUGAAUGCUACGUUUUAAAACUCUUGUACUCUUGUUAAAUUUGCAUUGGUGGAAAUAUUACAAUAUUAAUGCUGGAAGCAUCCCAAGCUGCACCAGAAAUGUUACGGCCAGCUGCUGCUGAGAAAACCUUUCUUUCUGGAAAAAAAGAAGAAAUUUUCAACAUUUAAAGUUGGUUUGAAAUGGCAGCCUGCUUGGACUAGCCAUUAUUGGCUUGUCAAUCUGGUCAGAAUUAAACUGUUUUGUUUUUUAAACUGAGAUAAUACAUAGACCAAUGUACAAUGAGUAAUGUAUUAAUUGCUUGUGACCCUUCCACAAUGCAACACUUCAAAAGAUUUGAACUAUCAUUUUGAGCCUUGGUUUUGGGACCUCAAAUAAGGUCAUCUAAAGGUUAUGCGAAAAAUGCCUAAAAUUUGAGAUAAAAUUAAUUAGCCCUUGAUAAAUGAUUUGCAAGGAUUCCUACAAGCCAAAGUUAGAUAUUCUUGCAUUUUGAUGUUGGGACAUUGAUUUGUAAAAUGUGCAUUAAUGUCUAUUCUAUCUCAUCUUUUUUUGACUGUCAUUCAAUUUUAGACAUAGCAGUUCUUCCUAUUUUGCAGGCCUGACAUCCCAUCUUUAUUGUGAGGCCAAGCGACUGAGAGAACAACUUUUCUUUGAAGUGUUCAAUGUCUUCUUUCCUGUGCCUUCAGUGAAAUCUCACUCAGUGCACCAGUAGCCGCCUGGGCUCUGAAUAAUGUCACCUAAGCCAAGAAAUACAAGCAUAGAAAAAAAAAUAAACCUUUUUUAUACAACAUAAACUUAAGUGGAUUAUUGUUAGGUAUGUAGUCAUUAGGUAAUUGGAUGAUAACUUUAGGAAAACCAUCAAACUUGACAGGUUCAGUGUGUAACGUCAUCCAUGCUAACGUUUUGCAAUAGAUGACUUAAGUAUUCAAAUGCAUAAAGACACCAAGCAAACCAGCAGUUAUAGAAUAAUGAUUCUUCACUCUUCCAGGUGCCUGCACUUUCUAUUAUGUAGCCUAAUAAGAUAUUUUAUAUGCUUUUUCUUUAUUUUAUUGAUCAGCAUUAUUUUAUUAUUAUUUUUUGUUUCUCCACCUGGUCGUUCUCUCUAAGCCAAAGUCAGGAGUGAACUUUAUUGCUUCCAUUAUUUAUCUGCAAUGAAUGCUAUUGCAGGUAAAUUCAGUGUCCUUUAUGUUGGAAAAUAGUAUUUGUUAACAUAUGAUUGUAUUGAAGGCACAUUUUAGUUGUGACCUCUGUAUGCAUUUUGCUUUAAUGAAAAUGGUAUUUAUCCAAAAUACAGCACAGUGUUGUGGAUUUGAUGUAGGUGUCAGCUGGGGAUAACCUCUCACCUUUUUUAAUACUCAUUACAAAGCGUGUAUUAACUAAGUUAGUGUAUACAUAGGAUUGUAUGGGGUCAUUUAUAUUGACAUGGUGUAAUUAACUCCUGGUCUAUACUGUAAUUUUUAAGUGGCUCGUAUCUUCUGUAUAGUUUUGUUAUGCACUUUUGUUUCCAUGGACUCAUAUGUGUGUUAAUUACAUGAAAUGCUUAUGUUGUUAUGUUUCAUACAGUCAAAUUGCAAAAGAAAAGAGCACAGCACUCUCACCAACUAUUAAGGGCUUUAAAAAAAUGCAAACAAUCAGAAUGUUUAGCUCCUGUUGCAAAAAAAAAAAAAAAGUUUUGAAAAUAAAAUUUUGUAAGUUUUUUGAACCACUGUGAUUUGUACAAAAAACAUAAAAAAAGAAAUGGAGAGGAAAAAAAACGUUUUUUUCUUCUUUUUUUUUCUUCUUGCCAUUACAGUAUUUUGAUGUUUGACUUGAAUUUUAUUAAAACUGUUAAUCUUUUAAAGCUGUCUCAUGCAUUUGUUGUGGUGCAAAUGUUGUAAAGGAACAAUGUUUGUGUACACUUCAAUAACAGGAGAAAAAUGCUGUUGCUUUCUUUUUUUUUUUUGUAAAGUCCAUUAAAAUAAGUACGUAUAGCUAACCAUCCUUUUAAACAAAUGUAAAAAUAAUAAAUGAGAACAAAAAAUAAAAAACUAAGAAGAGA